AAUCUUCUAGAACAAUAGAUAAAGCAACAGCAGAACAAAAAACUAUCGAUAUAUUUAAACAACAAAUUGAAGAUUUGAUCAAAGAAAAUGAUGAAUUAAAAACAAAAAAUGAAAAAUUAACUGAAACUAAAGAACAAAUUAAAAAUUUAAUUUAA
Molecule: messenger RNA, 155 nt
Organism: Racocetra persica
Lineage: Eukaryota; Fungi; Glomeromycota; Glomeromycetes; Diversisporales; Gigasporaceae
Source: the annotation of a GenBank genome assembly